GAAGUUUGUCUCUCAGAUAGAGCGAAAGCACUGCUCUGCAGAGUGUCUGGAGGCUAAGUGUAUGCAAAAAUCCCUGAUAAAUAGGGAAAAGGCCCCGUUUGCUUCAGCUGGAAAUCAGAAUGUUGAAGUAAUUGCUGAAUCCUCCCAUACUGUAUUCCCUCUCUGUGAAAAAGGGCAAGCUCUAGUUAUAUCUUCCUUCUGUGAGUAUUUUAUUUGUCUGCUUAAAGAACGGUGGAUUUGAUCAUUUAAAUGUUCUUUCCUUAGAAAGUCCAUCGUUCUUUGCAGUGAAUGAAACAGUGGAAGUUGGGACAGAGUAUGGCAAAUACUUAUGUGACGGUAUCUGAUGGGUACUGUCUUUCUGAACCCAUACAGUAUUAUGAUGUAAUGCCUGAACACAUUAAUUAUCAGCUACAGGACUCUGAUUUUCAAGCAGCAUCUUAUUGCCAGUAUUCAACUGUUCAAUUUCCUCCAGGACUACAACCCUCAUCUUCACAAAGUCACUACAAUACAUAUAGCCUAGAUACACAGUACGGUGACGGGCAAUAUGUACUCAGUGCCUGUGAAUUAAAUAAGCCCACUUGCAUGGUGGCCCAUGAAGGUGAGGAUGGAUAUCCUGGGCUAAAAAGGCCCAGAUUAACUCAUUCUUCAAUGCGCAUUAAGGGUCAGGAAGAACUCUGUGUCGUUUGUGGUGAUAAAGCCUCCGGAUACCAUUAUAAUGCACUUACCUGUGAAGGUUGCAAAGGAUUUUUUCGCCGAAGCAUCACCAAAAAUGCAGUCUAUAGAUGCAAGAAUGGGGGGCACUGUGAAAUGGACAUGUAUAUGCGUAGAAAAUGUCAAGAGUGCCGCUUGAAAAAGUGUAAGGCAGUGGGAAUGCUGGCCGAAUGCUUGUUAACAGAAGUCCAAUGUAAAUCAAAGCGACUACGAAAGAAUUUGAAACAGAAAGGCAGUUUCUUUUGUAACAUCAAAGUAGAAGAUGAGGGAGCAGACAACAAACAUGUAUCAUCUACAACUAGAUCUGGAAAGAUCCAGGAGAGAGUGGAACUAACUCCAGGGGAGCAUCAGCUCAUUGAUCACAUUGUGGCAGCCCACCAAAAAUACACAAUUCCUCUCGAAGAAGCAAAAAAAUUUUUGCAGGAAUCUGCAAAUCCUGAGGAAAGCUUUCUGCAUCUCUCAGAGACAGCAGUACUUCACGUUCAGGUGUUGGUAGAUUUUACAAAGAGGCUUCCAGGAUUUGAAAGUUUGGCUAAUGAUGACCAGAUUGCACUGCUGAAAGGUUCAACAGUUGAAGCAAUGUUCCUGAGGUCUGCCCAGAUCUAUAAUCAGAGAUUUCAUGACUGUCCUUCAUCAGCCCAUGAAAAUGCAGUAAGGUUUUCAGAACAUACUUUGAACUGUCAUAUUCAGGGUUAUGACAGAAAUGUUAUUUAUUCUAUAGACACUUCUCACAAUGAGGAGAGUCCAACUUCUACUACUACAUCAGGUAUCACUGAAGAAUUUAUCACUGCACUGUUUUACUUCUACAGAAGUAUGGGUGAACUCAAUAUAACUGAGACUGAAUACGCCCUGCUCUCAGCAACUACUGUGUUUUUUUCAGAUCGUCCACUCCUAAAAAAUAAGCAACAUGUGGAAAAGCUGCAAGAACCCCUUUUAGGAAUUUUGUAUAAAUAUUCAAAAAUUUAUCAUCCAGAAGAUCCACAGCAUUUUGCUCGCCUCAUAGGGAGACUUACAGAACUGAGAACACUAAAUCAUAACCACUCAGAAGUGCUGAUCACCUGGAAAACAAAAGACCCCAAACUGACAAGUUUACUCUGUGAGAUUUGGGAUUUGCACUGAAUAGUUAAUCACGCGUAUUGGAAUUUCAGAAUCAUGUGGCUUGUCUUAAACUUACGGAAACCCAAAUUGUUCAUGUAGUUUUUUAAAUGUUCUAAGAUAGAAGGAUUACUCUGAUUGAACAUGAAUGCAAUUGAUAUGUGAAGACAAUGACAUCCUUAAUAUAAAAAUGCACAUUCAACACUAACUGUACUCAAGCUACAAUUUGUGGGACACUACUGCCACUACAAGGACACCGCAAAGAGUGAUCUACAGGCGUUCAACUCUAAUACUGACUACUGUUAAUUGUUUCCUCCCCUUGGAAACUGCUGCUGCUCAAUGAAGCAGACAUUCAUUUGUGGGGAGCUGCUUCACUGGGCUCAUUUUAUCAUCUUCAAUGGAAUUUAUUGAGCUUUUAUUAUGUGCACAGCGCUGCACUGAGUACUUGAGAAAGUACAACACAACAGAGUUGGUAGACACGUUCCCUGCCCACGGCAAAUUGUAGUCAGAGGUGUCAUUAACCAAUUUUUGAACUAUGUACAGAAUAGACCAUUUCCAGCGAAAAGGAGGACAAAUAAAAAUAAUAGAUGGUGGAACAACUGUAGUGAAAUCAAAGGUGGUUGGGGCAAUAGUUUUAGGAAAAGGCAUUAGGUUAAUUUGAUAAAAAUAGGAUGAAACCAUAGUCUGUAUCUUUUCUAAUUUGCAUUUUCUAACUCUGUGAAUGACGUAAGGAGAAGCAAAACACUUUUGGGGAAAUGAUCGUCUUCUCUCUGUCUACUAAAUAAGUCCAGUGUCUGUUUUUUUCCUAUGUUUUUCUCCUCUUCUUUAUUCUAAAAAGAAAGAAAUUGAAUUGAAGGAAUGCCUAUCCAACACUAUUUUUAUAAUAGUACAU
Molecule: messenger RNA, 2698 nt
Organism: Tachyglossus aculeatus (Australian echidna)
Lineage: Eukaryota; Metazoa; Chordata; Mammalia; Monotremata; Tachyglossidae
Product: bile acid receptor-like
Exons: 11
Coding region: 289-1830 (513 amino acids)
Biological process (GO): bile acid signaling pathway; negative regulation of inflammatory response; lipid metabolic process
Molecular function (GO): nuclear receptor activity; RNA polymerase II cis-regulatory region sequence-specific DNA binding; zinc ion binding
Source: RefSeq, a predicted model, not a curated record